AUGUCUGACUUCCUCGCAGAUGACCCCGAGUGGGCAGACGUCGUUCCUGUUCGACAGUAUGAAAACGCGAACCCGAUCGCCCCCAUCUUCUACUCCGACGAGUACACGGACGCGACUGACUACCUUCGUGGGGUGCUCAAGACGGGGGAGAUGAGCCUCCGCGUCUUGAGGCUCACCGAACGCGUCAUCCGGAUGAACCCCGCUCACUACACUGCAUGGCAACUCCGCUACAAGACUCUCCUCGCGCUAAAACUCGCGCUUGAUGAUGAGCUCCGACUCAUGGACGAGAUCGCGACGACGUUCCUGAAAACAUAUCAAGUGUGGCACCACCGCCGCCUGCUCCUCACCACGCUCAACGACGUCCCGACCGCGGCACGCGAGCUCGGCUUCCUCACGACCGUGCUCGACGCGGACUCGAAGAACUAUCACACGUGGUCGUACCGGCAAUGGAUCCUCGCGCACUUCAACGACGAGGGCACGCUCUGGCAGAGUGAACGGCCGUACGUCGAGCAGUUACUCGAGGAGGAUGUGCGCAACAACUCGGCGUGGCACCACCGCUUCUUUGUCGUGUUCUCCAGCGGGGUACGGGAAGGGGACGAAGAUCGGGACCGGGUAUUGAAGAGGGAGCUCUCGUUCGCGAAAGAGAAGAUCGCGCUUGCGCCGAACAACCCGUCCGCGUGGAACUACCUCCGCGGCGCGCUCGAGUUUACCAAGACCCCUUUCGCGACCGUCAAGGCAUUCGUCAUGCCAUACACAGCAUCGUCCCCACCACCGCCCUCCGAUGUAGUCGACCUGGAUGACCCAGUGCCCUCACAAGGCGCGGAGCUGCCCUGCGUCGCAGCGAUGGAGUUCUUGGCGGACAUUUACGAGCAGGAGGGCGGAGACGCGGUACCAGAGGCUGCCAAGAUAUGGAAAUCUCUGGCCGAGGACAGGGAUACCAUGCGUAAGAAGUACUGGGUAUAUCGCAUACGGGAAGCGACCCAGGCGCCGUGA
This is a messenger RNA of Epithele typhae, 993 nucleotides long. RefSeq names its product protein prenylyltransferase. Gene Ontology annotation, cellular component: CAAX-protein geranylgeranyltransferase complex; cytoplasm; protein farnesyltransferase complex. The record is from RefSeq and is a predicted model, not a curated record. NCBI's taxonomy places the organism in Eukaryota, Fungi, Basidiomycota, Agaricomycetes, Polyporales, Epitheliaceae. The coding region runs from base 1 to 993 and encodes 330 amino acids. Gene Ontology annotation, biological process: protein farnesylation; protein geranylgeranylation. The transcript is spliced from 6 exons. Gene Ontology annotation, molecular function: protein farnesyltransferase activity; CAAX-protein geranylgeranyltransferase activity.